UUUACAUCAUGGCGGCGAACGUACCAACUGAGGGAAGCGGUGACGGCAUCACUAUGGCAGAUGAAGAUAAAUGCCUAGUUCACGAAACAUUUAAAGAAGUAGAUGAAGUUAAACAUCUUAUACAAAGUCUUGAGACAAUAUGGCAAGAUACCGUUGCAAUGGAGAUGGCAGAAGAGCGCUUUCGAAUUAUCAUUGAUGAUUAUCAAGAACAGCCUCAUUUAAUUGAUCCUUAUCUAGAGGAGUUUCUCAUCAUGUUGUUAAAUAUUGCAAAGCAACCUACAGCACCAAGACCUGUUAGCAAGCAAGCAUUUGUUUAUUUAUACCUCAUUACAAAGAUGCGAGGAUUCAAGCAAGUUGUACGUCUGCUACCACAUGAAGUAUCAGAUAUGGAACCACUCUUGACUCUUAUUGAAGCUCAAGAUCCUUCAGACUUUGAAUUGUGGGAAACCCGCUAUGUACUGCUAGUGUGGCUCUCCAUUGUGUGUCUGAUACCGUUUGACCUGAAGAGAUUGGACAGCAACCUUCAACAGGGUGACGGCAACAUCAAAACCAAAACAAUGGACAGGAUCAUGGCUAUAUGUAAAAACUAUCUGUCAGUGAAUGACAAGAGCAGGGACGCUGCUGCUUACCUGAUGUCAAAAUUUCUGACACGACCUGACGUCAAACAAGAUCUCUUGCCGCAGUGUCUGGACUGGAUGAUGCAGACCUUAAAAACAGCUGAUUAUAACAAUGUCCAGGGCCGCAGUCAGCUGUGUGGUGUCCUGAGCUCUCUAGCGCUGCUGUUCCAGCAUGGGAAAAGGGAGGACUUACUGCAGUUUGCUCCUACUGUGCUGAAAGUUGUGCUAGAGGCUGACCUGGAGAAAUGUGAAAGCUGUGUCAUACGCAAACUGCUGGGGAAACUCAUUCAAAGGCUGGGUCUGACCUUUCUCAAGUUCAGGGUCACUGCAUGGAGGUACAACAGAGGAAAUAGAUCACUUGCAGCCAAUCUAGGGGGAGUGUCUACUACAUCUAAUGGGGGAGGUAACUCUGAACUUACUGUUGGGGAAGAGGAUGAAGAUAUUGAUGUGCCAGAGGAGAUGGAAGACAUUAUAGAACAUCUGCUGGUGCAUUUAAAAGACAAGGAAACCAUUGUCAGGUGGACAGCUGCUAAAGGGAUUGGUCGAGUGACAGGACAACUCCCUAAGGAGCUGGCAGAUGAUGUGGUCGGGUCUGUUUUAGAUUUGUUCAGUUUCCAAGAAACAGAUGGGGCCUGGCAUGGAGGGUGUUUGGCUUUGGCUGAGCUUGGUCGUAGAGGACUCUUAUUACCAGAGCGUCUUAAAGAUGUGGUGCCAGUUAUAAUGAAAGCCCUGAUGUAUGAUGAAAAAAGAGGCAACUUCUCUGUGGGAGCCCACGUCAGAGACGCAGCGUGCUACGUGUGCUGGGCUUUUGCCAGGGCCUACGAACCCUCAGACAUUGUUUGUUAUGUAGAUCAAAUAGCCAAUUACCUGAUUAUCGUCUCAGUGUUUGAUCGUGAGGUCAAUGUCAGACGAGCGGCAGCCGCAGCCUUCCAGGAGAAUGUAGGCCGUCAGGGCACAUUUCCUCAUGGUAUUGACAUCCUCACUACAGUUGAUUACUUCGCUGUUGGCAACAGGCCCAGGUGUUAUCUGGAGCUCAGUGUUUACAUAGCCAACUUCAAAGAAUACACGCUAGGUGUGAUUGACCAUCUGACUGAUGUUAAAAUUGCCCACUGGGACAGUGUGAUCAGAGAACUUUCAUCAAAAGCUCUCCACAGGCUCACAGCUUGUGCCCCUGACUACAUGGCCACUACAGUACUGCCCAAGCUACUGCCUCUAACAACUGGGCUGGAUUUGUUCCAGCGACAUGGUGCCAUCCUUGCCAUAGCUGAAAUUCUACAUGCUCUCUAUGAUAUUUCCAAAUCUAGGGGAGUGGAACUAGUCAAAUUAUUAAACGAUGAUACAGUGGAAGGGAUACAAGAUAUAUCAAAAAAGCUCCAAGACCUAAAGAUGUUCAAGCGACAUGGAGGAGAGUAUAUGAGAACAUCUGUGUGCUGUCUCAUAGAGAAAUGUGCGUUGUCCAAAAUGCCUUUUCAUAAAAAGCCAGUCUUAGAAUUGUGGCAGUCUUUGAUAGAUGAGUGUCUGACUAAGAUAGAGCCAGAGAUACAGGCGGCAGCUGUCUCAGCCAUUCCUCCAUUCUUCUCUGAGUACUACACAAAACCUGAUGGCUCAGUUUAUGAAGACAUCCAAGAGUCCAUUCUGUCUCACUACCUGACUGAACUCAAGUCCUCCAACCAAGCUACAAGGCAAGGUCAUAGUUUAGCCAUUGGGGCAUUACCUGAAGCAGUAUUGAAGGGUCAGCUGUCCAGAGUGAUGAGUGGGGUUAUUGCUGUCUCCAAGAUUACAGAGAAAGAAGAGAAGAUGGCAGAGGCUAGAAGAGAUGCUGUCAAAGCUUUAUCCAAUAUCUGUACGACAGUUGGUGUUAGUUUUGAUGGGAACCCAGAAGAGGUGAUCUGUUCUCGCAAUGUAGACGUCGUGUAUCAAGCUCUGCUUCAGGCAAUGAGGGACUACACCCUGGACAGUAGAGGGGAUAUUGGGGCGUGGGUUAGAGAGGCAUCUAUGCAAGCACUUCAUGAUAUUACUAGUCGUAUUGUUAAAAUUGACAGUCAACUUCUCUCCCCUGAUAUAGUCAGGCGUGUGUUUUGUUGUUUGAUUCAACAAGCUGUAGAGAAAAUAGACAGAACACGACGACAUGCUGGGGUCUUGUUCAGUAAUUUGCUGUACCACAAGCCUGGGAUUCCUCACAUACCACAGGAGGAAGAAGUCAAGGCCAUUUUUCCAGAAUCUCUAGUUAAAGUAACAAAUUGGGCAGCAGAAGCUGACACAUAUCCCAUGUUUUCUAAACUGCUAGCACUACCACAAUACACAUACAGUGUUUUGCUGGGGUUGGUGGUCAGUGUAGGUGGGCUCACAGAAUCUCUUGUCAAAUUCUCCAGUGCAUCUCUACAAGAUUAUAUCAAAAGUUUAUUACACAACAAAACAGCUUUAGAAGGUUUUAUGAAAGUUUUACUCACAAUUUUUAAAGACCAUCAAAGGGAUGACAGGGUAUCCUUGCCUUUAAUGAAAACACUGGACCAUAUGCUGUCAUGGGGCCUUUUGGAGAAUCUGUCUACAGACAAUGAGGAAUCUGUGCCCAACCAGAUAAUUGAGCUAAUCAAGACUGAGGUUCAUAAAUCUGGCAGUCCACAGAAACUGAUGGCUGGAGCAGAUGUAUACUGUGGUUUACUGCAGUUCCAUGGAGCACCAAGGACCAAAUGUUUGACACACCUCAUGAUAUUGUUGUGUCAUAAGUACCCAAGGGUAAGGAAAACAACAUCAGACAAGCUGUAUGAGGCAUUGCUGACCUAUGAGGAUGUUGUUUCUGAGGAAAACACGACAGAGAUCAUGACUGUCUUAAGUGAGACCAGUUGGGAUGCGUUGGACAUGGCAGAUAUCAGGGACAAGCGCAACACCUUGUGUGACCUUCUGGGUAUUAAACGUCCAGUUUUUCUCAAGAAAACAUAACCCUUCUGGCACCUAUGAACCAAUAUCCAGCUCAGCAGCUGUUGUGUGUCUAUUGUGUGGAGCCAUGAGCAAAUAUGAGCAGAGCUGGUGAAAUCUUCAAGUGACCAGCCCUCUGUGUCAAAUGUUUAUUGGUCGAAUUUAAAAACUAAUACAAAAAACUCACAGGCUGUCUGCAUUAAAUCAUUUUAAAAAAAUCACAAAAUAAUACAAGUUCAGCAAUGGACUAGUAAUCCUAUCUAGUCUGACCAAGAUUUUAUUUAUUUGCUGAUUUGCAUAGGUUAACUCUGGAGUUGUUUCUUUGAUUAAAAAUUUCAACUUUUUAAAUUUGUUAGCAAGUCUGUCUUUGUGCUGUUUUGUGUAUGGCCAAAUCCCAUAAACAUUAGAGUCAAAUGUUGAAUAGGUGCUAUAUUGAAUGGUGAUUUACUGCUAUGUUGAAUGGUGACCAAGUAUGGUGUCAAAUAGGUGACUCAUUGCUUUGUACAGCCAAGUCAAAUGGUGACUCAAAUGGUGACUCAAAUGGUGACUAUGUGAAACAUCUGUCUGUGAUAACUAAUCCAAGUUUUUAUUAUGUUGUGAGGGAAACAAAUUUUUUGACAGAAUUGAAUGAAUGGCUUCCCUAAUUUGCUGCUUUUUAAAAAUUGAAUAAAAAUUUGGUAUAUGCA
This is a messenger RNA of Physella acuta, 4219 nucleotides long. Its product is annotated as tubulin-specific chaperone D. Gene Ontology annotation, cellular component: lateral plasma membrane. Gene Ontology annotation, biological process: adherens junction assembly; microtubule cytoskeleton organization; tubulin complex assembly. The record is from RefSeq and is a predicted model, not a curated record. Gene Ontology annotation, molecular function: GTPase activator activity; beta-tubulin binding. NCBI's taxonomy places the organism in Eukaryota, Metazoa, Mollusca, Gastropoda, Physidae.